Zingiber officinale is the source of this 1642-nucleotide messenger RNA. Its product is annotated as putative HVA22-like protein g. Bases 259 to 822 code for a protein of 187 amino acids. NCBI's taxonomy places the organism in Eukaryota, Viridiplantae, Streptophyta, Magnoliopsida, Zingiberales, Zingiberaceae. The record is from RefSeq and is a predicted model, not a curated record. The transcript is spliced from 7 exons.
CGUCCCGCGAAAGCAACCGCUGCUUCCUUCCCUUCUCCGCUACGCCCCAACUUCCACAUCGACCCAGCAAAUUAUAGCCAUCACUUUUCUUCCUUCAUUUCAAUAGCAGAUUGGGGAAGAAAAGAGGGUGAAUUUCAAGGAAAUCAUUCUGUUUCAAGCUCGAUCGAAGGCAUCUUUGAAAUCCAAAUUGUUCCUCGGGGACAGAGAAAAGAAUUGCCAAGUGGCAAGAAGGAAGGAGUCUGAGGGAUUAAUCUCAAGAUGUUUGCAGAGUAUAUUACCAAACUUCUUCUGGUGUUCUUUGGGUAUGCUUAUCCAGCUUUCGAAUGCUUCAAGACAUUGGAGCAGCCCCAUGGCAACUACACAGUUCAGCUUCGAUUCUGGUGCCAAUACUGGAUAAUCGUGGCGAUACUCACCGUCGUCGAAAUGCUCUUGGAAGUCCUAGUCUCAUUGAUACCGAUGUAUGGCGAAGCCAAGGUAGCCUUCUUGGUCUACUUGUGGUACCCCAAAACUAAGGGAAGUGAUCUAGUUUACGAAACCUUCCUUCGACCCGUGGUGAUGCAGUAUGAGCCCAACAUCGAGGAGAGGUUCAGAAACCUGAGGCCUAAACUCGGCCAACUCCUUGUCUUCUAUCUCAGGAAUUUUACAGAGAGAGGCUACACUCUGUUCCAGGAUGUCCUCCAGUACGUAGUUUCCCGGAGAUCAGGCAACGAGAAGAUUAAAGGCUCAUCAUCGAAGAAUAAGAAACACGAUGAACUGGAGGACUUCGCAGAAGCCCUUCUUGGCACAAACGCGAAGCAGCGCCCGUCUCGACAACGCAAAUAAGGCUACAGAAUCCCCAUCGAUUCAAUUGGCAGGGAUAGAAAAAAAGACAAAGAUACAGCCGGACAUAUUAAAAUUGGGAGGGGAAGGAACUCUGUACAAAUCAAACUGUUGUGUGUGCUUUUGAUUUGUGGCUUCUUUUUCAUUGUUUUGUGAUAAAAGAGUACUCAGCAUUUGAUGUGAAUGACGAGCAAGCUGCGGGAUUCUAACGGGAAAAAUGAAUGCCAAAGGGACUGCCACAGUCCUCCGAAGAAGCGGAGGCAGUCAGAGAGGUGCUCGCCGCAGGAGUCGUCGGAGGUGAGGAGGAUCCCACGGCGGCGGUGGCUGGAGGCGGCCGUGGGCGUCGGCUGCAGGUACGCCUGCGCCGCCUGCUGCACCAGGCGGUUCUUUAUACGGAUCUCGCCGCCGGGGGUGGCGACAGGGGAUGAGAGCCCUGGCGCCGGCGGCGGAACCCCCAUGACGUCGCGAAGGCUUGUGUACUCGCCUUCAACCUUGGUCGACUGCGGCGGGGCUGCGGCGAGGGGCGCGAGGUCGAGCAGAGCCGGGACGGGCUUCCCGCGCCGCCGGAUUAAGAGGCUCGCCGAGGAAACAGGCGAGGGGCUCUUAACGCCGGCGGCGGUCGACAUCGCUUCGGGAAUUAACUAACGAAUGAGGAGAAGAAUGAGGGGGGAGAAUGAUUUAUAGAACAUGAAGUGAAGAGGAUAAAAAUAAUUCUAAAAAUAAUUAUGCAACUUUUUAGCCGCUCUGUAUCCUAAUUUGAAGGAGACGAGGGCUAUGUUUAGUAAUGCUAUACUUAACUAAAUGUAAGUUUAAUAUUUGCCAA